Lytechinus variegatus (green sea urchin) is the source of this 1480-nucleotide messenger RNA. RefSeq names its product BET1 homolog. Gene Ontology annotation, biological process: vesicle fusion with Golgi apparatus; endoplasmic reticulum to Golgi vesicle-mediated transport. The record is from RefSeq and is a predicted model, not a curated record. Bases 539 to 883 code for a protein of 114 amino acids. The transcript is spliced from 5 exons. NCBI's taxonomy places the organism in Eukaryota, Metazoa, Echinodermata, Echinoidea, Temnopleuroida, Toxopneustidae. Gene Ontology annotation, molecular function: SNAP receptor activity. Gene Ontology annotation, cellular component: SNARE complex; Golgi trans cisterna.
UAUUAAAAAAAUCAUGAAAUUUUCUCAAAAAAAAUUUGACAGGGUGAUACUUCCCUUUUUUCAGUUACAAGUGUUUAGUCUUUGAAUGGACAAAACAUUAUUAAUCAAUUUUUAACAAGAUCUAUACAUAAAAAUACAGAAUUAGAGACAGUGUCAGAAACAAUCAAAUUAUCUGCAUUUUUAUUGAAUCAACAAAUGGAUUGGGGGUGAGGAGAGAGGGUGAGAAUAUGAAUUCUUGUCUGCUAUGUUCAUUUUUUCCCCUAUUACGAAAUAAUCGUCUACGUUCAAUUAUUUCUGCUACGUGUUACUUGACGAAAUUGUUAAUUGGCGAAGAAGUAAAAAGGAAUUUCGUAUUUUGAAUGCAGCUAGGAGGUGGAUGUUUGCAAGUAGACCUAUACAAUCGGAUAAACAGUGUAGCAAAUCUCAAAGAAAAAUAAUUAUAAGCCACUUUGAUAUCAAGACAACCUCUCUCAGAAGGAAUACCUAGUGAUACAUCAGUGAAUUGUGAAGUUCAGUGGCAAGCAAUUAGUUUUCAACUAUGAGACGAGCAGCGGGAGCAGGUGGAGCUAACAGUGCCUCUAGCCAAAGCUAUGGGGAUUACAAUGCUAUCGAGGAAGAGAAUCAGCAUCUGACUGAAGAUCUGCGUUCAAAAGUCAGCAUCUUGAAAGCACUCAGUAUUGACAUGGGCCAUGAAGUUAAUGAGCAAAAUAAGCUCAUAAGUGACAUGGACCAACAAUUUGAUUCCACAGGUGGUUUUCUUGGUGCUACGAUGGGUCGCUUAUCACGCCUCUCCAAAGGAGGUCUCCAUUGCCAUUAUCUAUACCUGUUUCUGUUCGCUGCCUUUGUCUUCUUCAUCAUCUAUCUUAUCCUUAAGUCAAGAUGACCUCUGACCUAUGAAGAAAUAUCUGUGAACAUUCAGAAAAGUUACAGCCUUCAAAGGGAAAUAUUUUGUGCUGUAGCGAUUUUUUGUGUAUGAUGGAUGACUUUGAAGGCAUGAUGAUUUUAUAGCACACCAAAACAUUGUGUCUUAGGGUAACUGUCAAAAGAUAGACACUGCUAGCUUGAAUCUAGGACGGACAUGGAGAGGAAGAAUGAUGGAGAUAGAUAAAUGCUAUACUAUUUUAUCUUAUGUAAAAUUGAAAAUAUUAUGACGCUGGAAUUUGACAUUUCCAGCAUCGAAUUUGUACUAUUCAUUUUAUGUGUAGAAUAUGGUUACUACUGUAUUAAUACAAUGUACUGUGAAAGAGAGGACUUUGGUAGUCAAUAAAUUGGCCAUUAGCUUCAAACAGAGGUGUGUUAUUUAUGGAGAUGUAUCAAAUUGAUACUGACAAUACAAAAGGGGGAAAAGCACUUCUAUUCUUCUCUGAAUUUUAAUAGAUCAUUUGAAUAAUCAUACCUUAAAUGGGAAUUCCACUCUUAAAUCAUUUUAAAUCAUGCUGGUUUUGAUUAAAAAAAAAAACAGAAAAAGAUAAACAUUAUU